UCUACAAUGUUUUCUUGGAGUAUGCUCAAGGUGGAUGUUUAGCUGAUUUUAUGGACGUUACUAUAUUGUCUGAGACUAAAGUGAGACAGUAUACAAAAUCUAUUUUGAGAGGACUUGAGUGUGUUCACAAGAAAGGUAUUGUUCAUUGCGAUUUGAAACCUGAGAAUAUAUUGAUGGUGAAGGAAGAAGACGACGAUGAGGAUUUUGUGGCUAAAAUAUCGGAUUUUGGACUUUCGAAAAAGAUGUCUGAUGAUUGGAGGACUCCUGGUAUUGUGAAAGGAACAAAAGUUUAUUGGGCUCCGGAAUGUGUAGAAGAUGAAAUUCAAGAACAGUGUUCGGAUAUAUGGGCACUAGGUUGUAUUGUUCUAUAUAUGCUAACAGAUGGAAGUAUGAGAUGGAACAACAAAAUAAAUGAAACUAUGUCUAAAGAUGCUAAAGAUUUUCUCGUCAAGUGUUUUGAAGCCAAUCCAUUGGAAAGACCAUCCGCCACCAUGCUUUUGAGUCAUCCAUUUGUAGGUGGGAGUGGAUUUAUUAAUAAAGUAAUUCCUAAGAGAAAAAAGAUAAAGAACUCUUAAUUUUUAUCAAUCUAUCUUUAUUUGAUAUGUAAAUGUAACACAUUUUAUUUGUUUAUAUAUGAAUGAAGUUGAAAAAUUUUAUUUACACCCAAAAAAAAUUUAAA
Molecule: messenger RNA, 679 nt
Organism: Cannabis sativa
Lineage: Eukaryota; Viridiplantae; Streptophyta; Magnoliopsida; Rosales; Cannabaceae
Product: mitogen-activated protein kinase kinase kinase 20-like
Exons: 1
Coding region: 51-575 (174 amino acids)
Biological process (GO): protein phosphorylation
Molecular function (GO): ATP binding; protein kinase activity
Source: RefSeq, a predicted model, not a curated record